This is a messenger RNA of Haliotis rubra (blacklip abalone), 6450 nucleotides long. Its product is annotated as 3-phosphoinositide-dependent protein kinase 1-like. The record is from RefSeq and is a predicted model, not a curated record. Lineage: Eukaryota; Metazoa; Mollusca; Gastropoda; Lepetellida; Haliotidae. The transcript is spliced from 16 exons. Gene Ontology annotation, biological process: intracellular signal transduction; peptidyl-serine phosphorylation. Gene Ontology annotation, molecular function: protein serine/threonine kinase activity; ATP binding. The coding region runs from base 342 to 1790 and encodes 482 amino acids.
GAAAUGUCAUUGACAUUUGAUAGCUCUAUUAUUUUUCAAUGCUAUAUCGGUUUUUAUUUACAACUGGAUAUCACAAACAUUUGAUAAACAUUCAAAAACACUGCGUUCUUCAAAAGCAAUAAUCGGAAGUCGAGUUGAAUUAUAGAGGGCGUUGCGAAUACUCUGACAUGCGUACUACGACACCCCGGUUGUUGUGAUGGCACUUACGGCAAAUGGGGAAAAUGCUGGCACAAAUUUGAGAAUCGGUUCGUCAUAAUGGAGAGUUAGACCCAGGGAGUGCUAUAGAGAACCUGAAGACUUCCCUUCUGUAGAAGAAGUCAGGGGUGAAGGCCGGAGUGGAUAUGGGGUCCAGACGAACCAGUUCCUCGUCGUCCAUGUCUGUGACUGACACAGAAACCACAAACAGGCCAGCAAAGAAGACGCCAAAUGAUUUUAUCUUUGGUAAAGCUAUUGGUGAAGGAUCAUAUUCAACAGUAUAUCUUGCCAAGGAGGUUGGAGUGGAUAAAGAAGUAGCAGUGAAAGUUCUGGACAAGAGGCAUAUAAUCCGAGAACGCAAGAACGAAUAUGUGAUGAGAGAAAGGGAGGUUCUCAUGAAGUUGAAUCACCCAUUCUUCAUUCAGCUCUUCUGCACAUUUCAGGACUCAGAGAGACUUUAUUUUGUGUUGAGUUUUGCAAGAGGGGGAGAGCUGCUCCACUACCUAAACAAGCUGUCGUCCUUUGAUGUUCAAUGUACAAAGUUCUAUGCUGCAGAAAUAGUCAUAGCGCUACAGCAUCUACAUAACCUAGGCAUUAUCCACAGAGAUCUCAAGCCUGAAAAUAUUCUUCUCAAUGAUGGGAUGCAUAUCCAGAUCACUGACUUUGGGUCAGCCAAGAUUUUGAAAGACUCUUCUCCAGAAGAAAACUCCAAAGGUGGAGAUGGCACUUCAGCUUCGGGUGGGCGGCGGAACUCCUUUGUUGGAACCGCCCAAUAUGUCUCCCCAGAAGUACUCACAAGCAAGAAGGCAUCAUUCAGUUCGGAUCUGUGGGCACUGGGAUGUAUCAUAUACCAGUUUCUGUCAGGCUUGCCACCAUUCAGGGGAGGACAUGAAUACCAAAUAUUCCAGAAAAUAACCAAAUUAGAGUAUGAUUUUCCUGAAGGUUUUCCCGAAUCAGCCAGAGACUUAGUGGAGAAGUUAUUGGUCAUUGAUGAAACAAAGCGAUUGGGUUGCCCAGAAAUGGGAGGAUUUGGCCCACUGAAAGAUCAUGAGUUUUUCAAGGGCAUCAACUGGGACACUUUGAAAGAUGAACCUGCCCCCAAGAUGAUGCCAUAUUUACCAGCAACUAGUCAUAACCCUGAGCUGUGGAGCUCAGAGAGGGUUGGCUUUGAUGACAAGAGACUAGUUGAGAUAAUAACAGACACUGUUAUGACAGCUGACGAACGCAAGAAGGUGCUUGAGAAACAGGCCACAUCUAACAAGUACCACCAGUUUGUGGAAGGAAACCUUAUCCUCAAACAAGGCUUGAUAGAUAAACGGAAGGGCCUGUUUGCCCGGAGACGCAUGUUGUUACUGACUGAGGGGCCCCACCUGUACUACGUUGACCCUGCCAACAUGGUCCUCAAGGGACAGAUACCAUGGUCCAAAGAACUUCGUCCUGAAGCCAAGAAUUUUAAGAUUUUCUUUGUACAUACUCCUAACAGGACAUACUACUUAGAGGACCCAGAAACCCGGACAGAAGAAUGGGUUCGUAAGAUAAUGGAGGUGUGGAGGCGGUACUACAGUUCCGACAACCAGCCAAUGAACAGGUCCUAGCUAUGGUUGAAUUGUGGCACACUGACAUACCUAGCAUACUGACAUACCGAGCAUACUGACACACCUGGAUAUCGAUAUGGAUAUGUGCCAUACACAGAGAUAAAUCUAGGCCACACGAUCGCGGGACUUCGUCAGUAUUGUUGCACAUUCCCGUACAGAAUGUUUAUGUUAACAGGGGUUUAUUUGUGCACAACUUUGUGAACACAAUUACAGUUGUGCAGUGCAUGACCAAUGGCACGGAACAAUCUCCAAUGAUGCACAUGAUACUGUAAACAUCCACCAUUAAAAUCAAUGAGAAGUUACCAAUGCAGCCAAUGAGAGCGGUUGUAACAAUCCUAUUUAUGACAAUAUUGCAAUGGUCCAAUCCCUAUUUGUGUUUCAAACAAAAUGGAAUAUUCUCUAAUCAGUCUCACUGCGUCAUAUCAUUGAAUGUUGGAAAGCAUAUUAGUGCAGGUAAUUUGUAUGAGGUACUCAUUAAUUUGUAAUUCCCCAUUUGUUUUUCUGGUAGAUUCGUAUCUGUGUAUAUGCUCACACAGUCAGUUUAAUAGCUCUCAUGCUGUUUACUCGCAAGUGAAACUUAUUGCUCCAAUUGAUUGAUAAUGAUAAUCAGACAUGUCUGAUAUAGUUAAACAUUCACCUGUAAUAUGAGUACCAUUCUGUAUCAAGUUGCGAUGAAAAAUAUCCCUAUCAACGUGAAAUAGUGUAAUAAUAGUUGUAUUGAAAGAAAUAUUAGUAAAUCUGUAUUAAGAAGGGAUCAUAUUCCUUUGACUUUCUGUUUUGCCUUUAGAGACCUUUACAAUGAUUUCUUUGAGAGGCAUCUUCUUCACAAUUAUUAUGAACGGAAACUUGACAAUGUUUCCAGUAACAGAUGGGACUUCCUGUGACAAUUAUGACUCUGUUGCUGUUGUUGCUUAAUAUUACGCAGUGUUGCUUGUGUCUGGAUCAAUUCAUCUGCUCUAAUUUGAAAAAAAAGUGUUCUUUUUUGUUUUCUGGUACUCCCUGAGCAUAUCUUUUGCAUCUUAGGACAUGGUUUUUCAGACCUUUUCUGUUUUUGUCUUUCAAAUAGUCAUGGAAUGUGCCAUAAAUAAGCCUGUUCAUUCUUCAGGAUGUGAUGAAGUCUUUACAAUCUAUUGGAAUACUGUCUUGGAUCAUCUCUCAUUAAAGUCACAUCUUUUGCUCUGAUGUGAUACCUCUACAAGUGAAUAUCUGACAACCCCUCAACAGAAGGUCACAUCCGAGACCUGAGCAAACUUUGUCUCCCGUGAUGAAUGCAUGGAAUCCUGAGCCUUUAUGUCAGUUACAAAAUGGUUCUGCUUUUGUUCCUCAGUUAGGAUAUUUUCUUUCACAAAAAUAGAAUCCACUCAGGACGCAAAUAUUAAUUUGAUACUAUGCCCUUAUGGUCUUUUUCAGAGACAAGUGUAUAGCAUACUUAGAAUAAUGUUAAGGCACAGCCCUUAUUAUUUACAUCUGGUAAUGCUCAUUUGUGAGACACUGAAAUCAGAUGUACUGGGCUUAAUGUUUUGCUCACUUGAACUACCUUUUAGAAGCCUCGACACUGACUGGUUAGGAAGUUCAGCUGAUGCGAGCUACCACUUUUGGGAAUACUGUCAUAUCCUUCACACAGUGUUGUAUUGGAGGGAAAGAUCUGAUCGUAAUGAAUGUGUGUGGAACUUUUGUCUGCAGGUCAUGACAAUGUUGGCCGUUAUGUUCCUGUAUGGAACAUGUUCAUUAUCAGAAUCAUGCCUAUGUGGUAUUAUGCACUGCAUCACACUCAGUGUGAUGUCAUUGUCCCAGUGGUAUCAGUUGCUGUAGUUCAGUGUACAGAGUUGCAUCCCUUAGUCAAGUCAGGAUCUGCAGUUCCAGAGUUAAGAUCACAGUUUAGGAUCAUAGUUUCGUCAGCCCCACAGCCAUGCUGACAAGUUUCACCGAAAUAUUUACGAACGUUUACAACCUGUCAUCAUAUCAGUCUUUCAUCCGACCUCAAGCUGAAGUGCCAUAAAAAAAUGUUCAAAUUUGGUUUUGGGUUCACCCAUUCACUCAUAUCCGUCAGGGCUAAAUAACAUGGGAACAGAGGAUCGUGGGUUAAUAUCCUGGUUUGCCCUGAUUAUGUUUCAGGAUCUAUCAGCCCCUUACCAAUCUGUUAGGUUCACUUGUUCUGUAGGUAAACAUUUGAGCAUCACAUCAGAGAUUAGUCAGUUUGAACCCAUCAACAUAUAAUCAACGUCUUUUACAAAUGAUCAUGUUUUCUGGACCAUCAUUUUGGCUUCAAUAAUCCAUAAUUAGGGCUGUGGCAAUAAAUUUUAAAUUUCCAAUAUUGUGGUUGCCAACACCAGUGAGUGCAGUGGGUCAUUGUGUUGAGAUUGUUCUGUGGUACGGUGUUCUCUCCUGUUUUUUGUUUGUAAGGCUGAUGCUUUUUUCUGACAUGCCAGUUUCUGUUAGUUGUAGCUGCAAUUUUUUCAUGUAAGGUAUCAUUUAUAUUAGAAAAAUUAUAAUGGCGUUAUAAUCAUUUGCAAAUCAUUUCUUUUCUUGGUGCAGCUCAUUCUUUAUUCAGUCCUUUAACAUGGAACCCAAAAUGUGCCUCUCCAGUGUUGGUGUUUCUAUGAAGUCACCGACCAGGGUUACCUCCCUUUCACAGCACAUUGUAACAAGGUGCGUGUUGGUAUCCUUUGACGUCAGACCAAACAAAAUUUAAAAUUUCCAAACUUCUGUUGAUAAUCUUUCUUUGGAGGUUACAACAUACAAUUACACUGAGAGCGUGGCAGGGAAUGAGAGUCUUGCAGCAGAUCAAGGGUAGUUUAACAUGGCUCCUCAGGGCAGGAUUGAACAGUUUAGAGCUUGUACGUAUGCAAUUUGAAGCUGCAAAAUGCAACCUCAUAAUUAUACUAAAUUGCACCCAGUGCAUGUAAAUAUUUUGCUGUUCAAAGAACGAGGCUUCAUCUGGAAAACAGAAUGACGAGGAACUGGCUUGGAAUGGUGAAUGACUUAAUGGACAAUAACUGAAUGAUGGUUACUGCUCAGGUCAUGAAAUUUUAAUGAAGUAAGACAAAAUAAUCUUAUCGGAUUAAGUAGGUUUCAUUUCCCUGACUCUAGCUGUGAGUUGUCUAAGAAUGAUAUGUAGAUAUGUAAAAGUAGGGACAACCUUCUGAAGUUUGUGCAGCUUUUAGAUGUAAGGAAAAGGGAAGACUAAAGGGAGGUUACUCUGUUUCAUGUCGUUUGGAGAGUGUGAAUAGGUGUUCUGCUGGAGAGGCCUAUUUUGGGUUUUGUCAUAGGAUCAAAGGUAGAAGGAAAUUGCACAAUAUCAUAUUAAGACAGAUAUACUGAUGCCAUAAAUACACUUAUCCUUUGUUUUUACCAAAGGGUUUGCUUCAUAGUUUUUUAGCUUUCCAAAAUGAAAUAUACAUCUAUACAAAAAUAUAUUUCAUGUAGAAUAGUAAAAUGAUGCGCCUUCCCACCAGAUAAGACCAUUUAUACGACUGCUUGUAUGAAUAACCACAAUAAUCUAUAUCCUCAUGUUAUGGGUUUUCGGACGUUGACAAACAUUUGUUGUUUUCUCUGUUAUUGCAUGAAAAUUGUGAAACAUGUCACCACUAUUUACAAUGUCUGUGAGUAUGCACUGCCGCCUGAAAACAUAAGAUGUCCGAAAACACAUAAUCCGACGAUAAUAGUAACUUGUUCAGUCAUGUGGACUGAACGUUUAGUUGAAUCCCUCCUUACGUUAACAUACCAGUACUGUGUUGAUUUGUUGCAGACAUUUCACCUGUAUAGAAAUGUCUUGCCACCCCCAAUCUGUGUCUUGUUUUGUUGUUGAAAAAUCUGUACAAUGUAUAAAGUUUUGUUAUUAUUAUUUGUAAAUAUUGUAUUUUGAGAUUGAUAUCCCGAGUCUUAGUGGUCCACUCCCUGAGUACUUUAUAAACUUCCAUUAUUUAUACUGUUUGUACACAGAUAAGGCUAUGCUUGCAGCAUACCACUUAGCUCCCUACACCCUUGUGCUACGUCCUAACAAAGAUGAUUUUUUGCUAAAAUGUUAGAAAUUUGGUUCUCAGGUCACAACUUUUUCAGAAUGUGCAGAUUAUUUGGGAAACAUUUACUUCUUAGCAAACUGCUUCCUCACCACGGUUCCUAGUGUAAUGUAUUAGGUUUCUUUUUGGGGUUUGUUUUUUGCUCUAUUAGCACAAACUUGUCUUUCUGAGAAUCUUUCAGUAGAAUUUAGUCUUAGAAUUUACACCAUUAGUACAUUGUGGGAUGUGAUUAUGCUAGGAAUGAAGAGUACGCAAGCAGUGAAGUAUUUUGAUGAUGCACUAGCUCAGCUUACUAAACCAACCAAAUUUGGGCUUCUGAACUAAAUUUAGUUUAUAACUUUGUGUGGAUGAGUGGGGUGUCAAGAUACGAAUAAACUAUAUACUGAUCUUGCUAUGGUCAUUAGCUAAUGAAAGGAACCUGGCAACCAAAUUUUCUAUUUUUAGCUGUAAGUAGUUACGCAAAAUGUAUCUUGAUAUAGGCAAUAUCCGGUGUUUCCUCUAUGGAGUAACUACACAACAUUGAUAAUCUGCACAUGAAAAACAAUCUGGCUAAUCAAACCAUCAACAUACAUUUGUUUGAUGAAUAUGUUAGAAGCAUUGGUCUGGUCAUAUUUGAAAAUAAAAUCAGAAUUUUAUCAUAA